This is a messenger RNA of Perca fluviatilis (European perch), 2472 nucleotides long. It is a transcript of the gene hax1, whose product is annotated as HCLS1 associated protein X-1. NCBI's taxonomy places the organism in Eukaryota, Metazoa, Chordata, Actinopteri, Perciformes, Percidae. The transcript is spliced from 7 exons. The record is from RefSeq and is a predicted model, not a curated record. Bases 453 to 1370 code for a protein of 305 amino acids. Gene Ontology annotation, biological process: negative regulation of apoptotic process; regulation of actin filament polymerization. Gene Ontology annotation, cellular component: actin cytoskeleton; apical plasma membrane; clathrin-coated vesicle.
AGAUACAUUUCAGUAAAGCACAAUUCCAAUAAAAAUGUGGAGUAACGUAUCACAAACCGUAGCUAGCUAGCUAAGUAAAGUAGAAGUAUCUCAACUUGCGUAAAUAUAGUUCAUUACUUCCAUUAUUGACAACUAGCUAGCUAGCUAAUAAACCGGGACAAUUUGAAUUGUUAAUGCCUCUCAACGUUUUCUAUUUCAAACAUUAGCUAGCUAGCAUGUCAAACAAACGUUUCAAACUGGCACCUGAGUUAUUUGGUUAUUUCUGCUGCGCAUACCCACUGUUAUUUACGGUAGCGUUAUUACUGGUUCCGUCACCCUGAAGUACCUAGCUAAAACGCUUUACGACACUGUUGACAACUGAGGCUUUUGUUUUCUCCAGCGGGUGUCUGCUGUUGGUAUAUUUUCCCAGUUAUGUUUGUUUUCUACAAGAGUUGUUUUGUAAUGAGUGUAAAAUGAGUGUUUUUGACUUAUUUCGCGGGAUUUUCGGAGUACCUGGAGGCCAUCAUCGUGGACGAAGGGACCCUUUCUUCGAUGCUAUGACUCAUGAUGAUGACGACGACGAUGAUGAAGACGAUGGAUUUUACUAUGAUGGGUUCCGGGGGGACCAGCAGGACCCCUUUGACAGUGCCUGGAGGUUUGGCUUCAGCGUUGGCCCCGACGGGAUGAGGAUCCAGGAGCCUCCAGUGUUUGGCCACAUCCUCAGGGAGAUGGAGGAUAUAUUCUCCCAGCUGGGCCACUGGGACAGACCGCCAUAUUCUGGACAUUUUGGUGUUCCCAGUAUCAUGCCGCAGCCACCUCAGGAACGAGCAGAGAGGAGUGGAGGGGGAUCCAGUGGGAACCCCCUGAGAGACUUUAUGCUCAAAUCCCCGGACAACAACCCACAAGGACCCCAAGCAGGGCCAUCUCGAGAGCCCAGAAAUAAUGGCCACCCUUCUGAUGAGUCACCAGAAUUUCCCAGCUUGCCAUUCCAUGGCUGGACCCCUUUCUCAAAGUUUAAUGAUAUUUGGAAAAGAGGGCCAUCGAAAGCUCCAGAUGAUGAAUGCAAAGAAGACAGAGUGUCCUCUGGGGGCCUGGAUCAGUUUCUGGCACCACCUGCCGGUCAGGCUCCGAACCAACCCAGGACCCGCUCAUUCUUCCAAUCGGUCAUCGUCACCAAGGUGGUGAAACCUGAUGGGACUGUAGAAGAGAGGCGAACAGUUCGAGACAGCCAAGGUAAGGAAGAGACCACGGUGACCCACUCAGGAGGUCCUGGUAGGCUGGAGGGACCAGACCGUCAAACUGGACCUGUCAGAUCAGGUGGUCAAAAUCCAUUUUCGGACAUGCGGGAUGAUGACUCCUUAUUCUCAAAGUUCUUUGGGGGGUUUAAAUAAAUCGUAAAGUGGAGUACUGUAUAUUCUCUGGCCAGGUUGACCAUAGUUUUUGUUCCCUGAAAACAUUUCAGUCUGAGUGUUCAUCUAGAGCUUUAAGUUUGCAUAUACUGUAUGUAGGAUAUAUGGUCAGAACAAUUGCAUGACCCUACAAUUGCCAAAAUAAAUGUGUUGGAUUAGAGUCUUUGGCCUGUCUAAGGACACACCAGGAUUUCCAACUGACCACGUAGACUAGAAGCUGCCAAUCCCGAAAACUAUUGAUUUUGACAAAUCGAGACACUAAACAAUUCACAAUUAGAUUUUUUUUUUUUGGAAUUGUCCCAUAGGAUAAGCUUGUAUGUAUAGGAGUGUGUGAUAUGUCAAAUAAGGAGUCUUAAUAUACAUAGUUGUUAUUGGCCUUUAUUUUUAGGUUUAGUCAGUUUAGGCUUCCCACUUUAAAAUAAGACCAUAACUUUGGAAAUAUGAAACAACACUCAGAAAAAUAAAAUGGUCUUUAGCAAAAUAUAAAAUGUGUGUACAGGUAUUACAAUAGUAGUGUAUUGGACAUCUACCUGCAGGCUUUGCAGAUCCUGCUUUUAUGUCAUCUGGACGGUUUUUGCUUACAACAGUCUUGAUCCCUCCAAAUUGGUAUCAAGCCUUAUCAGGUCCAGAUCAGUUUAGCUCUUUUAUCAUGGUGUGUUAUGGAUGACUGCGGUCCACCUAUUCUCAUCUCCCCAUUUAAUUUAGUUUAUGAUUAUUUUUGGGGGGCUUUUUUCCCUUUAUUUCAGAGUGACAGUGGAUAGACGGGAAAGGUGGAGAGAGAUGGGGGAUGACACGCAGCAAAGGGCCGCAGGUCGGAUUCGAACCCGGGCCGCUGCAAAGGCCUCAGCUAACGUGGGGCGCACGCUCUUACUGGGUGAGCUAGAGGUCGCCCCAACCCCUUUUCUUCUUCACUGCCCUCUUUCUCCUUUUCUCAAUCCUUCUAAAAAAUGUCCAGUAAAUAAAAAGGCCUUUGUAUAUGUGUCAGUGUGACCUCGCUCAGGUUUGUGGUUCAAUGUGUGUCAGAUACCGAGAGAAUGAUAAUUUAUGUUCAAUUAAAAAGAAUUAAAAAAAAAAUGCUUUUUCA